AUGGACGACGAUGCUGGCUGGGAAAUCCCAGUGGCAGAGGAGACCGACUUUCCUGAAGUUUCGCGAUCACGAACGUUCCCACAACGACCACACUCUCCGUCGCGACGACUGCAAAGACAGGUCAAUACACGACUCCUCUGCUCCAUGACCCACGCCAAGGACAUCGCAUCUCUGGUUUCGCGAAUGGUGGAUUGCAAGGAUCAAUGUACGGUUGUAUCGCCAGGAAGCGCGACCCCUUCGAUUGAGGAGGAUGAAGGCUACAACAGUGGAGAGAACUCCGUUUCACAGUCACGACGGUCGAGCAUGGCUCCAGCAAAGGUUCGAGCAGGAUUGGAGUACCGUCGGUCAUCAGACUUCAAGACCACAGGCGCAUACGUGAGCAAAGCGACACGGUUCAGGAAAGACAAGAAGCAUAAGAGGAUAAGGAGUGCAGAGAGCGAGGCAUGA
Messenger RNA from Zasmidium cellare ATCC 36951, 447 nucleotides. RefSeq lists its product as uncharacterized. The transcript has a single exon. The record is from RefSeq and is a predicted model, not a curated record. The coding region runs from base 1 to 447 and encodes 148 amino acids. Lineage: Eukaryota; Fungi; Ascomycota; Dothideomycetes; Mycosphaerellales; Mycosphaerellaceae.